Molecule: messenger RNA, 1086 nt
Organism: Ananas comosus (pineapple)
Lineage: Eukaryota; Viridiplantae; Streptophyta; Magnoliopsida; Poales; Bromeliaceae
Product: putative glycine-rich cell wall structural protein 1
Exons: 1
Coding region: 366-962 (198 amino acids)
Source: RefSeq, a predicted model, not a curated record
GUACAAAUUUUUAGCAUUUGAUAAACAAAAAUAGGGAUGUGUAAAUUUAGAAUUUACAAGGAGAUAUAUGCAAAUUUUCCCUUUAUAAAUUGCUCUAUAUUUAAAGGCCCCGACGAUCGCGAAUAACGUCCCCCGCUCGCGACUCUCUCCUCCGAGUUCUCCGUUACUUAUAAUUCGAAUCUUCUCGCUUUUCUCCCUCAAUUUCCUCCGAUUUACAUUUUAGUCCCUGCCUCUUCACCCCCUCUAUUUCUCUCUCUCUCUCUCUCUCUCUCUCUCUCUCUCGACGACGAUCUCGAUCUGUACCCGCUCCACCAAACCCUUGCGCUCGAUCCAAAAAAAGUUGCGACAAUGGAGGAGGGCGCGGAAUGGGGAUCGUGAGGGGCGGGGAGGAGGCGAUGCGGCCCAGGGAGAUGCCGCACCCGCUCUGCUGCAUCGCGCUCGACCCCUGCCACCGCCACCACCGCUGCCGCCGCGGCCGCCACUCCUCCUCGCCCGAUCCGGCGACGCCGGAGGGGGAGGAGGUCGCCGGAGGCGGCGGCGCGGGGGCGGAGGUGAGCGUCGCCGGGGUGCUGUACAAGUGGACCAACUACGGCCGCGGGUGGCGAUCCCGCUGGUUCUCCCUCCGCGGCGGCGUCCUCUCCUACUCCAAGAUCCGCCGCCGCCGAGGCGGCGGCGGCGGCGGCGCGGGCGAUCGUCGUCUCCGGCGGCGGCGCGCUGGUGUCGCCGCACCGAUCGGGGAUGGGGGGCGCGGGGGCGGUGGUGAUGAGGCCGGGGUCGGUGGGGGGGAAGGUGCCGCUAGGGUUGCGGAGGAAGGGGCUGAGGAUCGUGGUGACGGGGGGCGCGGGGUUCGUGGGGAGCCACCUCGUGGACCGGCUCAUGGAGCGGGGGGACAGCGUGAUCGUCGUCGACAACUUCUUCACGGGGCGGAAGGAGAACGUGGUGCACCACUUCGGAAACCCUAAUUUCGAGCUCAUCCGCCACGACGUCGUCGAGCCGAUCCUUCUAGAAGUCGACCAGAUCUACCACCUCGCCUGCCCCGCCUCCCCCGUCCACUACAAGUUCAAUCCCGUUAAGACCAUCAUAUCC